AUGAACUCAAAUCUACCCUCAAACAAACUUUAUAUCAAGAUUGAUGAUACUAGAUUCAAUGAACAAGACUUGCACGAGUUAUUUGUAAAGUAUGGCAAGAUCAUGAAUCAUUCAUGGAAGGGAGGUUACGGGUUUGUUGAAUAUCAAAGCGAACAUCAAGCUACUGAGGCAAUCAAUCAGUUACAAUCUACAUCGGUAAUGGGAAAGAAGAUAUUCAUUGCGUACUCGAGCUCAAAGGUCGGAAAUAGACAGUCGACACUGCCCGUGCUUCCAAACCCAGCCCCAAACAAUAGAAUCUACAUUGGCUGUGACUUUGAUCUGAUCCACCCGGACCGCAUCACUGGCCUGUUCAACCAGAUUGGCAAGGUGCUCAACACCAACUUCAUCGAGAGGAAGGGCUACGGUUUCAUCGAGUACAGCACCCUUGAGGAGGCCGAGCGCGCCAUCAUCCGAUACAACAACUACAAGAUCGACAACGUAUCCCUGAUGGUCAACUAUGCAACCAUUCCAAACAAUCCUCCCAAGAACUCUUCGUCACCAACAAGAGUUCGAAACAGAUCAAGGUCGAGAUCACUCGAUAGAAUGAACAAACGAACAAGAUAUGGCAGUCCCGUUAGAGGUAGAAGUCCCAAUGGACAUUACUCUCCACAAGGUCCUCCAUCCUUUAACUCAUCUGGUCCAAACAGUGGUGGUCCACCCUCUUCGCAUCACUACCAAGGUGGUAACAACAACAACAACAACAAUAGCAACAACAAUAACAAUGGUUAUAGACAAUCACAAGUUGGUAGUAUGGCCCAGCCACAUAGAGGCAGAUCAAGAAGUAGAAGCAACUCCAAUGAAAGGAAUAGGAGCAUGGCUAUGUCACAUGACAACAACAGACCCCGUUCACCACCACGUCGCAAUCAAUCACCACCCAGAGGAGGAGGCAGCGGCGGCAGCCAAUUCACCUCACCAAAUGGCUCAUUCAACUCACGUGGCUCAAACAAUAACUACCAAACCCCAUCGCCACAAUCCCGAUCAUCCUACUCGUCAAACGAUGUGCAGAGAUCAUCAAACUCUUCCCCAUAUCAACAACAACAACAUCAGAGCAAUGACCGUCAGCCACUUCAUCACCAGCAGUCACAUCAUCAGCAUCAGCAGCAGCAGCAGCAAUCACAUCAUCAGCAGCAGCAGCAUUACCAGCCACAGCAACAACAACAACAACAAUAUCAGAACAAUGAUAGACAAUCAUCAUAUCAACAACAAAAUAGAUAUUCGCCAACUCGCCAGUCGACAUCCCCACAAUCACUGAGUAACAAUCAGUCACAUCACCAACAGCAGCAACAACAACAAUAUCAACCACAACAACAACAACAUCACCAACAACACUACCAACCUCAACAACAACCAACUCAACAACCCCCUCAACCAACUCAAACUCAACCUCAACAACAACAACCAGCAUCGCGUUCAUAUGAUAUCUCACCAUCCCAGCAAAAGCAACAACAACCUGAGAAGAGACUCUCAUUAUCUCGUUCACAGUCUAGAGACAGAUCUCCAAUUCCAUCACCUUCAAUCAACAGCCGCUUGAUGGAGGUAGCCGCGUCCAAUGAAGACACCGACCUCAAUAAGUCCACUCUUGAGAGCGAGAACAAGGACAAGGAGGAGGGCGAGGUGAGGGAUGAUAUCACAUCCCAAGAGGUCCUCGAGGACAAUGACAUUGACGAUGACGAUGAGAAUGAUGACACUCAAGAUGACAUCAACGACGCUGAUGGCCAAGACGACAAUCCAAUUCUCAACAUGUGCGACGAUCAAUCAGAAUUCACACCCGAUCAAACUAUGCAUGAUCAGUCUGCCACCGCGUCCCUCACGCCAUCCAACUCAAAUCUCAGUAGCAUUGCCGCUCAAGACUCUGAGUAUGACAUGGUGGUGGCACCCAACAAUGACAGCAAUGACAACAACAACAAUGACAACAACAAUGACAACAUUGACAAUAACAACAUUCAAUCAAGGUUCAGCGAUAGCCCAGAUGUACCCAAUGGUAGCCUCUCAUCAGUCUCUGAAGCAACCUCUCGUGAUCUUGUUGUUGCUGCUGCUGCUGCUGUUGCCCCUGCUGCUCCAACAUCACAAUCUAGCAAUGUCUCUUCGUCAUACACAACCUCAUCAUCAUCGACCUCGUCAUCAUAUGGCAACAACUACAUCAAGGUCGACAUCCCACCAAGUUCGACCACAACAUCACUGGUACUCACACAGGAACUCUACAAUGAACUGCAGCAUGUUCGUGAGAGUCUGUCAAAGGAGAUAUACAUGUCUAGUCUUAGUCUCGUCAGUCUGUUCGUACAUUUCAUCUUUCAAGCAUCCCCUACUUGUCAAAUGGUGUAA
Molecule: messenger RNA, 2361 nt
Organism: Acytostelium subglobosum LB1
Lineage: Eukaryota; Evosea; Eumycetozoa; Acytosteliales; Acytosteliaceae
Exons: 4
Coding region: 1-2361 (786 amino acids)
Molecular function (GO): RNA binding
Source: RefSeq, a predicted model, not a curated record